Messenger RNA from Amphibalanus amphitrite, 2170 nucleotides. RefSeq names its product 43 kDa receptor-associated protein of the synapse homolog. NCBI's taxonomy places the organism in Eukaryota, Metazoa, Arthropoda, Thecostraca, Balanomorpha, Balanidae. The annotation marks the transcript as partial. The record is from RefSeq and is a predicted model, not a curated record. The transcript has 2 exons.
CUGCUGCUAAGGAACACCCACCAGCACCUGUCGGGCAUCUACGCGGCGCUCGGAGACGACGAGAACGCUCGACUGCAGGAGCGCCUGGCCUCAGUACUUACAGAGGAGAUGGAGCUGUACUGUGCCGUGUGUAACCAGCCGCUUGGGCAGGAGCCGGGAAACAGUCUGGAGGCGCUGCCCUGUUCACAUAUCUUCCACCAACAAUGCGCUCGCGAGCUGCUCUCCAAGAGCGACCGGCGCAAGAAGAAGCGCAUCUGUCCGCAGUGCCGGAAAACGGUCAACUCGCGGAUGAUGUUCGUGUGCUACGACGACGUCAAGUAUGACGGCCACUACCCGGCCUUCCUGGCCAAUAACACGACGCACGUGCAGACGCCCGACCACCCGUUGUGAUAUGGGCCGCCGAGCUCUGAGGUCGCGCCGGCGGGUCCGCGCGCGCCGCCGGCAGGCGCGCCGGCCGACGCGACGGCGCCGACGCCGCUGCCGGCGACGGCCCGCUGCCUGAUGGCGCGCGCUGUCACCGCCGAGGCGCUCGUGCAGGCGAUGACGAUGCUCUGGAUACAGCGGCGUGACGCGUGACGCGGGUGACACAGUGUGACGCGCGCGACCGGCCUCGGCCGGCGCGGCGCUCAGGGACUCGGCACGGGACGGUGCGUCUGGCGGCGGACAGUGGGGUGGUUUGUUGGGCUGUUGGCGGGUCGGUGGAGCCGCUCCCGGCGGCAGCGGGGGCUGGAUGUUGACUGGUUGUUGUGAGCGGGUCGUGGAGCGCUGAGUGGCGGCGGAGGCGGCGGUGUCGCGGCCGCGGAGACAGCCGGUCUCUCCUGUUACACAGGGUAGAACCCGGCUUGUGUCUGUGACCUGGGCCGGACUCAUCCUACCGAGGGUGACUCGCCGCAGGCACUGACCGCCGCUCAACCGAGCGUUCGGAAAGAUGGGCGAUUGGAAAUGGAAAUCAUGAGCGUCGUUUGUAGGCAGAACGGCCCGGUGCUGCCUAUUGUUGGUCUGUGCCAAAGGCUCUAAUCUGAGAGCCUUGCAAAGGCAUUUAAUUGAUGUCUUGACUACAUCAGUUGGAAAAUGUGGAAAGCAGCCUCAUUGUGAGGCAGCUCGGUCACGACUAUCACAGUACACCUUGGCAGAAUCGACGAAUCGCAUCUACCGAAUAUCACCAGUAAGAAAGGAGCAAUACUUCCAAUACCACGGCGCGUUUGGUGAUGGCAGUUGGUUGCCUUUGUGCUUGAUGAGCCCGAGGGGCAUUGACUUGUUUCUGUGCAUUUGUUACGGCAGCGCAGAGUGCGCUCACGGGUUUGCGGCGCGCACGGUGCGUCGGGUUCGUCUCUGCGCUCCGAUUACCUGCUCAGAGCGCCCGGCCCCACAUCUGUUGUUUGACGAUCUUGCGUUUGGACUAUUUUGCAUAGGUGCUUUCUCGAAGGACUAUGAAAACAAGUGUGCCAAGCGCGUGCACGCGCGUGCGUACGUGAGCGUACGCGUGCGUGCGCGGACCGCGCGCCUUUGGGUGGUCGGGACCGGCGGCAAAGGCGGCGCCCGGUCGGCGCUCUGCGCCCCAGUGCGCCGGCCGCUGCUGCGCGGACCGCGCGUUCGCCAGACUGCCAACAUGGUUGCUCAUUCCCUUGCUAACUUUAAGCCUCAUAGGUGUAGCUGUUGCUGUUGAUGGUGGCGAUAUAGCUGACGAGAACUGGUGCCGAGAACCCUGACUAAAUUCACCCUCCACCGGCCGACCCACAAAGUAGGAUUAACUUUUGUACAUGGUGUUUGAUAUCUCUAGUAGCGGCUUCAGUUGAUUCCAGGUGACCGCAUUCGCCCCGUUACCCGGCCCCAGGACUGUUGUGACGCGGCGCCGGUGCCCCCAGCCCUGCUCUGCCCCAUUGAGAGAUUGUUUGCCGGCUGCGUUGGUGUGAAGUGUGACGGGUGAUGAGGUGAAGUGAAGUCUGCGGUUUGUGUGAAUCCGAGGGCGUUAUCCGGGAUUCGGCGAUGGAUUGGUGUGAAGCAUGAUAAUGAGGGAUAUUUGGAGCUGUGUGAACAUGGGAAACGUUUGAUUUGCGAGUGGCUCGUGGUAUGUGACAUAUGCUCUUCUUGCCUGUAAUUUUUUAUCGAUAUUAUUGAAGUCCCACUGUCUUACCAACACUUAGCUUCGAAUAAAUAAGUUAAACUAAGA